This is a messenger RNA of Stylophora pistillata, 1467 nucleotides long. RefSeq lists its product as uncharacterized. Gene Ontology annotation, molecular function: G protein-coupled receptor activity. The record is from RefSeq and is a predicted model, not a curated record. Gene Ontology annotation, cellular component: plasma membrane. NCBI's taxonomy places the organism in Eukaryota, Metazoa, Cnidaria, Anthozoa, Scleractinia, Pocilloporidae. Gene Ontology annotation, biological process: G protein-coupled receptor signaling pathway; cell surface receptor signaling pathway.
CAACCUCUGUCUCAAAUACGACUAAGCCUUUCAGUGGCCCUUGGAGCUGGACAAAUAAUUUUUUUAGCCGGAAUACAAGCCACAGAAAAGACGGCUGUUUGUGUCACAGUAGCAGCUCUUAUGCAGUAUUUCAUGAUGGCCGCUUUCUGUUGGAUGCUGGUCGAGGGAAUCUAUCUCUACCUGUUUGUUGUGAAAGUUUACAACAUCAACACUAAGAUGUACAUGUAUCACAUCAUAUCAUGGGGUAUUCUAAAGUACAGUUGAAAUAAACAUGUGUCGUCGGGAAUUAAUUCAUUAACUAAUGCAUAAUUUUGAGUAACCUUAUUUGAUUACUUAAUAAUUUCGUGAUAGCUCUGCCCGUCGUUAUGGUUGGUAUUUCAUUGAGCAUCGCCGCUGGAAAAGAUGGGAUACAGAGCUUUGUCAGUGACAAAUAUUGUUGGAUGCCCUCAGAGAAUAAUUUGAUAUGGAUAUUUGUCACAUUUUUUGUCACAGUUGAACUUAUCAACAUUUUGUUACUCGCACGAGUCGUAAGAGAGAUGACCAAAAUGCAGCCAACAGGAGACAAGCGAACUCAACAAAUACAACUUGGAAUUAAAGCAUGCGUGGUGAUGGUUCCCCUUCUGGGUGUCACGUGGUUAUUUGGUAUUCUGUCGCCAUUACACAAAGCUUUUGCUUACAUUUUUACCAUCCUCAACUCCACUCAGGGUUUCCUGAUCUUCCUUUUACACUGUGUGCGAAACAGCCAGAUUAGAGAGCGAUUUAAAAGAAAGGUAAACAUCAUUUUUCCAUCUACAGACAAGAGAAACUCCGCAAGAAAGAGCUCAAAGGUUAAUCCAAGUGAUGUUGGCGAUGUUUGGGCGGUGAAAUUGCAGUCUUACAAGGAAUCUGAACUUAAAAAUAAAACCCUCAGCUAAGAUCAAUAGAUUCAACAGACCAAGAGUCAGCAGCAAUUUUAUACUUAUGAUCUGUCGGUAAAGUUAGGUAGUUGCAAUCACAUCGUUAGGUAAACGAAUUAAGUCGUUUAUAGGGAACAAGUACUUGGUGGUAAAUACUAAGUUAGAUUUUUGGGAGGAGAAUACGUCAUUUGUCCAGCACCUUAGCCUCAGGAUGAAACCUAAUACGUUUGCCCAAAGAAGAUUAUAGAGCAGUUUUCUAGUGCUUUUGAUUGCUUUUUUGAUCGGAAAUUCAAGAAAGCAAAAAUGUUUUUUUUUUUGGUUUAAAACUCACCUCGUUAGAGGUUAUCUCGUCUUGCAUUUUUGUACAUUGCAUCAUUAACUAGUUUGGUUUGGUUUUCGUGUUGACAUACAAAACCAGUAACAUACCAGCAUCUUUGAAACGAUUCUGUUAGAAUCUUAAUGGGAUUGAAAUUAAAAAUGAAAUAAAACAUGUAUUAAAGGGUGUUAAUCAAUAAAGCAGCUUUGAUCGAGCCACCUAAAGACCUCUGAGAAGCAAAUUUGGUUGUGCUGC